CGACCUUCUCCAGAGACAUCCAAAUACCGAAUAGCGGGAGCGAGAUCGAGCGAGAAGAGAGAAACAUGAGUGGGAGAGGGAAGGUGGUGUGCGUGACCGGUGCGUCCGGCUUCAUUGCUUCCUGGCUCGUCAAGCUUCUCCUCCAGCGCGGAUACACCGUGCACGCCACCGUCCGGGAUCUUGCUGAUUCGAAGAAAACCGAGCAUUUAUGUGCCUUGGAAGGAGCUAAUGAAAGACUACACCUAUUUAAAGCAAACUUGUUGGAAGAGGGCUCUUUUGAUUCAGUAGUCAAGGGGUGCGAGGGUGUAUUUCAUACAGCAUCUCCUUGCUAUGGAAAUGCCAUAGAUCCACAGGCAGAGUUAAUUGACCCAGCAGUGAAAGGGACACUCAAUGUUCUCAGUUCCUGCGUCAAAACUCCUUCUAUUAAAAGGGUGGUUGUGACAUCAUCCACGGUUGCUGUUGAAUAUAAUGGAAGACCACGAACACCUGAUGUUGUAGUUGAUGAGACAUGGUUUUCAAGUGCAGAGUUUUGUAAGCAGGCAAAGUUGUGGUAUGAGCUCUCAAAGUCAUUGGCAGAGGAGGCUGCUUGGAAGUUUUCAAAGGAUAAUUCUAUCGACAUGGUAACAAUACAUCCAUCAAUGGUCAUAGGUCCUAUCUUGCAACCUACUUUAAAUGGGAGUUCUGCUAGAUUCCUGAAGUUGAUAGAUGGAUCUUCUACAUAUUCAAAUAUAAGUCAUGGGUGGGUCAAUGUCAAAGAUGUUGGCAUGGCACAUAUCCUUGCAUUUGAGGUUCCUUCAGCAAGUGGAAGAUAUUGUUUAGUUGAAAGAGUUGCUCACCAUUCAGAGGUUGUGAAGAUUUUGCGUGAACAAUAUCCCGCUCUUAAACUACCAGAAAGGUGUGCAGAUGACAAGCCCUUUAUGCCGAUAUACCAGGUCUCUAAGGAAAAGGUGAAAAGCUUAGGUAUUGACUAUAUUCCUCUAGAGACAAGCAUCAAGGAGGCUAUUGAAAGCUUAAAGAAGAAAGGAUUUGUUAGUUUUUAAAAAUUAGCAGUUGCAAAAUGGAACUCACCCCAAUUAGUUGGGAUGAUAUUAUGAAGACAUAAUAAGGAACUGUUGUUUGAGUAUAUUUAGAACUAUUAAGGAUAUAAUUAAGCUCUACCAAAAUAUGAGAACUUUCAACUUUGCUUUAUGUAAUUGUGUAACUUUGUUUGUUACAGAGACAUUUUGAAGUAGUUAUAAAAGUCUAUUAUAUUUUGCUAA
This is a messenger RNA of Elaeis guineensis (African oil palm), 1259 nucleotides long. RefSeq names its product phenylacetaldehyde reductase. NCBI's taxonomy places the organism in Eukaryota, Viridiplantae, Streptophyta, Magnoliopsida, Arecales, Arecaceae. Gene Ontology annotation, molecular function: oxidoreductase activity, acting on the CH-OH group of donors, NAD or NADP as acceptor. The record is from RefSeq and is a predicted model, not a curated record.